AGAUUCAGUGAUAUUGUAGUAGUGUGCCAUGGUGGCAAGUGGAAAUUGACGUGUUGGAAGCUAACCCUUCAGUAAAAUAUCGUUUAUCGAAUCGUUAAUUGUAAAACUAGGAUUCGAAGAAAUUCAGUACUUGUUGAAAAAAACGAAGAAGAAACGAUUCGUGGAGAAUCAAACGUCGUAGAGAUAGUCACAGGUUUUAAGGGAUAUGGCGAGUCCUCGUACCAGAAGAUUACUUGGUGAAUUAAAACCUCGUGAUGAGAAUAACAAAUGUUUUGAGUGCGGUACACACAACCCCCAGUGGGUGUCCGUCACAUAUGGUAUAUGGAUCUGCCUCGAGUGUUCAGGAAAACAUAGGGGUCUUGGCGUUCACUUGUCAUUUGUUCGUUCGGUCUCGAUGGAUAAAUGGAAAGAUUCAGAACUAGAGAAGAUGAAAGUUGGUGGUAACAGAAAGGCACGCGAGUUUUUUGACUCUUGUGCAGAUUGGGAUGAUUCCAUGAGCAUUCAACAACGAUACAAUACUACCGCUGCAGCUUUGUACAGAGAUAAGAUAGCAACUCUGGCACGCGGGCAAGCAUGGUCACCCAGUUCAUCUCCUGCUAACAGAUUGUCAAAUUCAUCUUACCAAGAUAGUAACAAGUACGAACCAACGUCUCAUAAUACUCAAGACUCCAUGUCUUACCAGAAUAUUAAUUCUGCUGGGUUCAAAAGUCAAACAGAGUCUUUUUUUGCCCGAAAGCAGGAUGAAAAUGCAUCUAGACCAGAAAACAUACCACCCAACCAAGGGGGAAAGUAUGGGGGUUUUGGUUAUCAAAUGGAUGCACCACCCAGAAGCUCAUCACAAGAAUUUUUUGAUACAGCAGUCUCAUCUCUUGCUAGUGGUUGGUCCAUAAUGUCAUCAUCAGCAGUGAAAAUAGCAAACAAAGCAACUGAAAAUGCAAUCAAGAUAGGAGGAUUAGCCAGUCAAAAGGUUCGCGAUGGCACCAUACUGGAGGAUGUAGGCGCACAAGUUAAUAAUUUAGCUGCCAAGGUUAGCGAUCUAGGAAGACGAGGUUGGGGGGAUAUUAGUGGAACGAAUUCAUCAGAGCAGCAACAGCAAUUCGAUUUUAAUGAUCAGUACCAGACGACUAAUACUUCACAGAGUCAUCAUUCUAGUGGCAUGUCUUCCAAUGAAAAAUCGUCACUGGUAUCUGGGCAAAUGACGAAGAGCAGUUCAUCUGGAGGAAAAAAUUUUAGCGGGAAGGAUUGGGAAUCCUGGGGAAAUAGUUCGAGCCCGAAAUUAUCAAAUGAUUCUCAUGAAAGUAGUCAAUCAAAAUCUAUUCCUACCCGAACGAACAAGAAGACACAGAAUAAGGAAGCAUCUUUAAUUGACUUUGAAGAAGGAAGUAGCAACAAGCCGGCAGAUUGGAAUUCGAAACUAGAAGAAGAUGCAUGGGAUAUAUUAAAAGAUUAACCAUUGAACGUUAUUUAGGUAUGACUUUCCUUAGCUGAAAUUCUAACGCGAUAUUGGAACAUUACAAGUGAGUUUGUGAAGCCAAAAAUAAAAUUCGUGAUGUUAUCAGGCCCGAAUAUAUUUAUGGCCACACUCUCGUUGUCAUACCGCUAACGGCUGUUAGUCUAUUGUGAUGUGGAGGUGAUGAAUCAAACUUCCAAAUCUGAUUAAUUGUAACUGGUAAGUGGUAAUCGUGUGUAAUCGAUUGAUCGAUAUACUAUAAAUAUAUGUAUACACUAGGCCUAGUAUACACGUAUUUGGCAGGCUACGUAAGAAUUAUACAUUUCUAUUGAUUUCAUUUUUCUUUAUAUUAUGUAUCCCUUGUAUUUCGUUUAUUACUUGACACAUGAUGGUAUAUUAAAACAAUACCGGAAUUAUUACAAACAACGGUACGAUAUUUUAUAUUCAAACAAUUAUUGCCACAUAGAAACUAUGUGGUACGAGCGUAAUUAUUUACAGUUAAUUAGGGUAUCUAGAAUGAUGAGUAUCGCAUGUGAGGUAUUACACUCUAUAAUCCAAUUAUUUGACCAAUGCAAAAUAAAAAUAUCUAAGUUGACCAAGCAA
Messenger RNA from Athalia rosae (coleseed sawfly), 2053 nucleotides. It is a transcript of the gene ArfGAP1, whose product is annotated as ADP-ribosylation factor GTPase-activating protein 1. Gene Ontology annotation, biological process: regulation of endocytosis; regulation of ARF protein signal transduction. The coding region runs from base 206 to 1450 and encodes 414 amino acids. Gene Ontology annotation, molecular function: GTPase activator activity. Lineage: Eukaryota; Metazoa; Arthropoda; Insecta; Hymenoptera; Athaliidae. The record is from RefSeq and is a predicted model, not a curated record. The transcript has 8 exons. Gene Ontology annotation, cellular component: Golgi membrane.